Molecule: messenger RNA, 186 nt
Organism: Prunus armeniaca (apricot)
Lineage: Eukaryota; Viridiplantae; Streptophyta; Magnoliopsida; Rosales; Rosaceae
Source: the annotation of a GenBank genome assembly
AUGUGUGCCCUUCACACUCUAGCAUUCAAGGUUCUGUCCGUUUUGAAUUUUGCGAUUGAAUUUUACAGAAAAGGAAAGAAAUCAAUACGGUACAACGUACCUGUAGGCUUUGGUGAAGAAGCAAGACCAUGGGAAAUUUCAGCUCCAUUCACGCUGCCAAAGGGUAUUGAGCAUUUUCUUACUUAA